AUGUCUCUCUCCAACAAGCUUCCCAUUACUGAUGUCGACCUCAAGGACAAGCGUGUCUUGAUCCGGGUUGAUUUCAACGUCCCCCUCGACGAGAACAAGAACGUCACCAACCCCCAGCGUAUCACCGGUGCUCUGCCCACCAUCAAGUAUGCCAUUGAGAACGGCGCCAAGGCUGUUGUGCUCAUGUCCCACCUUGGCCGUCCCGAUGGUAAGGUCAACCCCAAGUACAGCUUGAAGCCCGUGGUCCCCGUGCUCGAGGGUCUCAUUGGCAAGGAUGUCAUCUUCACCGAGGACUGCGUCGGUCCCCAGACUGAGGAGAUCGUCAACAAGGCCACCGGUGGCCAGAUUGUCCUGCUCGAGAACCUGCGUUUCCACGCCGAGGAGGAGGGCAGCUCCAAGGAUGCCGAGGGCAAGAAGGUCAAGGCCGACAAGGCUGCUAUCGAUGAGUUCCGCAAGGGUCUCACUGCCCUCGGUGACGUCUACGUCAACGAUGCUUUCGGUACUGCCCACCGUGCCCACAGCUCCAUGGUCGGAGUCGACCUCCCCCAGAAGGCCGCCGGUUUCCUCGUGAAGAAGGAGCUCGAGUACUUCGCUAAGGCCCUCGAGAACCCAGCCCGUCCCUUCCUCGCCAUCCUCGGAGGUGCCAAGGUCUCGGACAAGAUCCAGCUGAUCGACAACCUCCUCCCCAAGGUUAACAGCCUGAUCAUCACCGGCGCCAUGGCCUUCACCUUCAAGAAGACCUUGGAGAACGUCAAGAUCGGCAACUCCCUCUUCGACGAAGCCGGCAGCAAGAUCGUCGGCGAGAUCGUUGAGAAGGCCAAGAAGUUCAACGUCGAGAUCGUCCUCCCCGUCGACUACGUCACUGCUGACAAGUUCGCCGCUGAUGCCAAGGUCGGCGCUGCCACCGAUGCCACCGGCAUCCCCGACGGCUACAUGGGUCUGGACGUCGGCCCCGAGUCCGUCAAGCUCUACGAGAAGACCAUCGCCGAGGCCAAGACUAUCCUCUGGAACGGUCCCCCCGGUGUCUUCGAGCUGAAGCCCUUCGCCAACGCUACCGAGAAGACUCUCAAUGCUGCCGUCAAGGCCGCCCAAUCUGGCGCCAUUGUUAUCAUCGGUGGUGGUGACACUGCUACCGUUGCUGCCAAGUACAACGUUGAGGACAAGCUCUCCCACGUUUCCACUGGUGGUGGUGCCUCCCUCGAGUUGCUUGAGGGCAAGGAUCUGCCCGGUGUUGCUGCUCUGUCCAGUAAGUAA
Molecule: messenger RNA, 1254 nt
Organism: Penicillium nucicola
Lineage: Eukaryota; Fungi; Ascomycota; Eurotiomycetes; Eurotiales; Aspergillaceae
Gene: pgkA
Product: phosphoglycerate kinase pgkA
Exons: 3
Coding region: 1-1254 (417 amino acids)
Biological process (GO): glycolytic process; gluconeogenesis
Cellular component (GO): cytosol
Molecular function (GO): ATP binding; phosphoglycerate kinase activity; ADP binding
Source: RefSeq, a predicted model, not a curated record